UGCAUUAAUGGUUCUGCCUUCUUGUCACUUUAUAUAUGUUGAGAAAGAUAAAAAGAUUUGCUAUGUCUAUAUUUUUUUAUUUUUUAGAGCCACUGACUUGACUCAUGUCAUGUUUCGAAUGGGUAUCCUUGCUGUGUUAAGAUCUAAGUGCACAAAAGCAACAAUUGGAGCAAUGAUAACUGCUUCACAUAACCCUGUUGAAGACAAUGGCAUUAAAAUUGUGGAUCCUAUGGGAGAUAUGUUAGCAGCAAGUUGGGAAAAAUAUGCAAUUGAAUUGGCAAAUGUUUCAGAUUCUAAAAUAGAUUCUGUAAUGAUGAAAAUUAUUAAGUCUGAAGAUAUUGAUAUGAAUGUGAAGGGUUCUGUGUUUCUUGCCAAAGAUACAAGACCUUCAUGUGUAACUUUAGCUACUGGGUUUCUUAAAGCUGUUGAAGCUCUUUCUUCUGACUUCAAUGAUUUUGGUAAGUACAAUAAUAACAAUUCUUUAUUCAUGUUAUUUUUUAUUAUUUGAAAAAAUUAUUUGUCAA
This is a messenger RNA of Octopus sinensis (East Asian common octopus), 524 nucleotides long. Its product is annotated as phosphoacetylglucosamine mutase-like. Bases 8 to 508 code for a protein of 166 amino acids. The record is from RefSeq and is a predicted model, not a curated record. Gene Ontology annotation, molecular function: phosphoacetylglucosamine mutase activity. The transcript has 4 exons. Lineage: Eukaryota; Metazoa; Mollusca; Cephalopoda; Octopoda; Octopodidae. Gene Ontology annotation, biological process: UDP-N-acetylglucosamine biosynthetic process; carbohydrate metabolic process.